Molecule: messenger RNA, 147 nt
Organism: Alternaria arborescens
Lineage: Eukaryota; Fungi; Ascomycota; Dothideomycetes; Pleosporales; Pleosporaceae
Exons: 1
Coding region: 1-147 (48 amino acids)
Source: RefSeq, a predicted model, not a curated record
AUGUCCCAGGCAAUAUCUAUAGUUUUCACCUCUGUGAAGUUCAUAUGCCCAAAUCCCAAUGUAAUCUGGAAGAAGCCAGAUUUGCUAAAGAAUCGAAACUUUGAUGGGUCCAGCGCAAAAGAAUCGUCGGGUAAACAGGCUGGUUGA